Cyprinodon tularosa is the source of this 2634-nucleotide messenger RNA. It is a transcript of the gene fbxw12, whose product is annotated as F-box and WD repeat domain containing 12. Gene Ontology annotation, molecular function: protein binding. The transcript has 10 exons. The coding region runs from base 102 to 1514 and encodes 470 amino acids. NCBI's taxonomy places the organism in Eukaryota, Metazoa, Chordata, Actinopteri, Cyprinodontiformes, Cyprinodontidae. The record is from RefSeq and is a predicted model, not a curated record.
CGUUGUCCCAACGCGUUUUCCGUAGCUUCUGAUCUGACUUCGUUCCCAGUUUAAUAUUUUUACAUCUUAAAGCUCUGCAGGGAGUUAAAACUGACUCAAUAAUGGAUCUCCAACCUCCGCACCUCAUCGGUGACUGUCUUAUUCAUAUUUUCACCUUUCUGACCGAAGAUGACUUAAUCAACGCUUCUGUCGUUUGUAAGGAGUGGUAUGAGGCUGCAGAGACACCUUGGUUGUGGAGGAGGAUGUGUCUGCAGCGCUGGAGUUUCUGUAACCUUGCUGCCUUGGGAAGUGACGACGCCAAUCACUCUUGGAAGCGAUACUACAAGCAGCGAAGCCACCUGGAGAACCACAUGACACAAGGGAAGUCGGGAGAUUACACAUGCAAAAGCCUGAGGGGCCACACAGGCCGGGUGGUGGGCCUGGUGUACCUGCAGGCCAAUUCAAGCCUGCUGCCAGACCUCUCUAAGAGCAGUGCAGUUGUCUGCAGUGCUUCCACUGAUGGGACCCUUCGAGCAUGGAGCGUCCAAAAUGGUGAGAAAUUGUGGUGUAGUCCUGUGCAGAACCCUUUAACAGGGAUUAUAGCGGACGAGAAGAAGGAAGUUAUUAUCACUUCGGACUCUACUGGCCUCAUUAAGAGCUGUCAGGGCCAGACUGGCCAGGAGCUGGCUUCUUUCUCUACAGAGUCUUCACACUGCAAACUACUGCAGUUCAAUAUCAACAAUGAUUGGUUCCUGAUUGUUGGAACCCGCGGGGGGUCGAUUUGCACUCUGGCUGAUUUGACUUUAACUAAAAAGUCAAGUCUAAUGGUGUGUGACCCUUUUAGAGCUGACGUACUCCUAGUUUCACCUGAUAAGAAGUGGAUUGUAGCUGGAACCACAGAAAAUGUCGAUUUAAGCCUAAAGGUGAUUUACAGUGAAAGUUUGACCUCACCGUCUGAAGACGACGAUCCUCUGUGCCAGACUGUGCCAGUCCGUGGCUGCCAAGCUGCUGUCUUCAUACCCACCCAGCCAGCCAGACUGGCCAUCAUCCACCACACUGAGCUUAGAGGCAACAAAGCUCUCACUGUCUUCGAUGUCAGCAUAAAAAAGAUGAAGUACAAGACGGAGAUCCAAGUCCAGCAGGUGGAGUCCUUCUCCUUGGACCUGAACCACUUCAACUCCCAAAUCCUCCUAGAGGCCAAGAACAGUAACUGCAUAGUGCUUGCAGGUGGGCAGCAGCUGUUUGUGUAUUCUCUGAAAGGAGUCCUGCUUGCUAGUUUUACAGAUCAUACUAUGCCCAUAUCCUCAAUAUGUGUGGACAGUUUCCGCGUGGUGACAGCAUCUCAGGACCUUUCCUUACGAGUGUUGACAUGGAAGAACGACGGAGAUCUGGAGAGUCAGUACCACUUGCUAGGAGGCUCUCAUACAAUGUCCAGAGGGUUCACUCACGUCGCAUGUGACUACUCCAGCAUCGUGGCUUCAGUAGAAGGAAAUAAUGGGAAGGAUGUUCUUAAGGCUUACUCUUUCACAUCUUGAGAAUCGCAGCAUGGCAAAAAAAGACCAACACACGCUUUACAACCUUCUGUCAUAUGGUUUUAUUAUCGACUCUUAUGCUCUUUGGUGGAAUCACAUGUUGACGGUUAACUGGAAAGAAACAACCUGCGAUUUGUUUAUGUUGGUCAUAAAAUUGCAUGAGAAGGAUCUUUAAGCAUGCUUAAAGCAAGGGGCGAAUGUCACAAGGCUUAAGGCAGAAUGUUUUAAUGUAAAUAUUCACAUUUGUGCUUUGUUCUACCUAAUGCUAAAGAUGUUUUGACAAUAUAUUACAACAUAUAAAAGUAUAGAGUUCAUGUCAAUAAUGAUGAUGUUUUACUGAAGAUUAAAAGAAUCUGACCGUCCCAAGGCACAGAAGUAUCUAUUUCAUAACAGACUGGUUUAGUCAUGUCACAUGGAGUGCAGGUUUGGCUCUUUCCUCCUCCUCCUCCAUAGCAACGGAUCUCAGGUCCAGAAGAACACACCUCAGAACUUUUGUCAUAGACUCAUACAGGUUGCUCCCCUCCUCUGAAUUAAUUUUUAUCUGUAAAAAAACAUACACAAAACUUACAAAAAGCAGUCCACUUGCAGUAAAUACUUGCUGUAAGAUGAAGAGGGUUCAUAAUUUCUUACCCAGGUGAAAGCUUUGAUUGCUCUAUAUAGAAAAGCAUCUUCAACCUCCUCUGAUAUUUUCAUCAUGUGAGCCAUGCAGUUGAGUAUGCAUCUUACUGUUUCUUUAGAUGCCUGACAAGAAAUAAACAUCAGGGUUUAGGUUAGAAACAGAUUCUCUUCCAUUAUGAUCUGUAUUCAUUCACCACCGUGUUUGACCUGGCUCAGAGUGUUCAGAACAGUGUUUGCAUCGAUAUUGUCUGGACUGAGGGUUUUAGCAUCUUGGAUGGAGAUGAUUGGUUCUUUAAGCUGCUCCAGCCAUGCCCACAUUAUACCAGUCAGGAUGAAGGGAUCCCUCUCUGUGCACAGCCUCUCCCAUGCACUGCCUUGGUUCAGCUCCGCCUGCACACAGUUCAGAGCUCACAUCAGCUACUGUCAACUGCCUCAAAAAAUGGGGGGGCUUACAUUCAAUGUAGACAAACAGCUGUAAUUCAAUAAAUAAAAUUUUAAAAAUGUA